AUGAGCACCGACGUUGGCGACGUUCUUUUUUUCCUUGGAGUUGGGGUUGUCGGUGUUUCUGGAAAUAUAUUCAACCUCAUUUUCACUGUACAACAGCAAGUAAAAACCAGAACCAUUCAGACUGUGGGCUUGAUCCUAGAUGUCAUCUCCAUCAGCAACAUCAUCUUAGCACUGGCUAUUCUCAGCAUGGUGGUUGGCAUCUUUCUAAAUCCCCAAAUCUGGUGCAUCAAGCCAUAUCCUUUUGAUCUCCGUCUUGAAAUUUAUCUAAUGUUGACUUGCGGCUUCAUCAGCUUCUGGGCCAUUGCUUGGCUGAGUCUCUUCUACUGCAUCAAAGUUGUAAAUUUCUCCUCUGAGAUUUUCAGAACACUGAAGAAGAACAUCUCAACUGUGAUCAACACUGCGGUGCUGCUGAGCUGCUUGUUCUCCUGCUUGUUUUUCAUCCCACUGUUCAGCCUUGAUACUGUGGAUUCAACGGAACAAAAUGACAAUGCGUAUGGUAAUGUGACCUGUCCAAUGCCUUCUUUCACUAUUCAGAUGAACCAAGAUGCAUACUCAGCUGCUGUUCUGUUCCUCCUCUGCCCAAUUCCACUGAUGAUCAUGUUGCCCACCUCUGUCAGAAUGGUGGUCCAUCUAUGCGCCCACACACGGGCACUCCAAAAGAACCAGACGCAGGUGCAGGGAUCCGACUCAUAUCUCCUUGUGUGCAAACUCACCAUCUCCCUGGUGGGAGUUUAUCUGUUCAACCUAUUCUUUGUGUCUUUGUUCAUCCUUAUGAAGCUAAUCGGGGCAUAUAUCACAUAUCAAUACCUAGUCAGUACUUUUACCUUUUACUGUGGAGUGACUUCAGCACUCCUGACGGCUUCAAACAGGUAUCUGAAAGAUAAGCUCUGGAGUUUGUUCUGUUGCAGAAAAGCAAAGGAGCCAGCUAGCAAAAGCCACACAGUUGUGACAGGGGAUGUUUGA
Molecule: messenger RNA, 963 nt
Organism: Danio rerio (zebrafish)
Lineage: Eukaryota; Metazoa; Chordata; Actinopteri; Cypriniformes; Danionidae
Gene: tas2r200.2
Product: taste receptor, type 2, member 200, tandem duplicate 2
Biological process (GO): sensory perception of taste; G protein-coupled receptor signaling pathway; detection of chemical stimulus involved in sensory perception of bitter taste
Cellular component (GO): membrane
Molecular function (GO): G protein-coupled receptor activity; bitter taste receptor activity
Source: RefSeq, marked provisional